Oncorhynchus keta (chum salmon) is the source of this 5073-nucleotide messenger RNA. RefSeq lists its product as uncharacterized. Gene Ontology annotation, cellular component: cytoplasm. The record is from RefSeq and is a predicted model, not a curated record. Gene Ontology annotation, molecular function: actin binding; protein tyrosine/serine/threonine phosphatase activity. Gene Ontology annotation, biological process: actin cytoskeleton organization; protein dephosphorylation; negative regulation of actin filament polymerization. NCBI's taxonomy places the organism in Eukaryota, Metazoa, Chordata, Actinopteri, Salmoniformes, Salmonidae.
UGCGCGGAUCCGCCAUACAGAGGAAAUAGCCGGGGAGUAGGUAGCUGCCUGAGAACGAGAGAGCGAAUACCACGGAUACAGCUGGUUUCUCUUCAAACAAUUAUGACCGUCUUUCCGUUGUCGCUUUCUCUCAGGUAUCUGUUUCCCGGUCGCUGAAUGGCGCUGGUUACCGUGCAGCGCUCGCCGACCCCCAGCACCAGUUCCAGCCCCUGUGUUUCGGAGUCUGGCAGUGGGGAGGAUGACCGGCGCUCUCAGCCUAGGAGUAUCAGUGAGAGCUUCCUGACAGUGAAAGGUGCCGCCCUCUUCCUGCCCCGGGGAAAUGGCUCCUCCCCUACCUCUGCUUCGCGCUUCGCUCAGCUCCGCAGCAAACAUGCAGGUGACCUCCAGCAGCACCUGCAGACCAUGUUCACUCUCCUCCGACCAGAGGACAACAUCAAACUGGCUGUCCGGUUGGAGAGUACAGUGUACCAGGGGACUCGUUACAUGGUGGUGGUCUCCACUAACGGCCGUCAGGACACCGAGGAGAGCUUGGUGCUGGGAAUGGACUUCAGUCCUGCAGACAGCUCGUGCUCGGUGGGGCUGGUUCUCCCUCUAUGGAGCGACUCACUGAUACACCUGGAUGGAGACGGGGGUUUCAGUGUGUCCACUGAUAACAGGAUCCAUGUAUUCAAGCCUGUGUCGGUGCAGGCCAUGUGGUCUGCUCUGCAGUCGCUCCACAAGGCGUGUGAGGUGGCUCGUUGCCAUAACUACUUCCCCGGCAGCCUGUUCCUGACCUGGGUCAGCUACUACCAGAGCCGGGUCUCCUCUGACCAAUCACGCAUCAACGAGUGGAACGCCAUGCAGGACGUCCAAUCACACCGUGCCGACUCUCCCGUGAUGUUCUCUGACGUGCCGACGGAGAGAGAGAGGACAGAGCGGCUCAUCAAGACUCGUCUGAGAGAGAUCAUGAUGCAUAAAGACCUGGAGAAUGUCACCUGCAAAGAGAUCCGCACAGAGCUGGAGGUACACAUGGUGUGUAACCUGUGUGAAUUUAAGGAGUACAUAGACAAGGAGAUGAUCCUGAUCCUGGGUCAGAUGGACAGUCCCACUGAGAUAUUUGACCAUGUUUACCUGGGCUCUGAGUGGAACGCAUCCAAUCUGGAAGAGCUGCAGAACAGUGGUGUGCAGUAUAUUCUGAACGUGACGAGGGAGAUCGACAACUUCUUCCCAGGUGUGUUUGAGUAUCAUAACAUCCGUGUGUAUGAUGAGGAGGCUACAGACCUGCUGGCCUAUUGGAACGACACCUACAAGUUCAUCUCCAGAGCCAGGAAAGCAGGAGCUAAGUGUUUGGUUCACUGUAAGAUGGGUGUGAGUCGCUCUGCGUCCACGGUGAUAGCCUACGCUAUGAAGGAGUACGGCUGGGACCUGGAGAGAGCAUUCAACUACGUUAAGGAGCGACGUGCUGUCACCAAACCUAACCCGUCCUUCAUGAGACAGCUAGAGGAGUACCAGGGCAUACUGCUGGCCAGUAAGCAGAGACACAACAAGCUGUGGCGUUCCCACUCGGACAGUGACCUAUCGGAGCACCACGAGCCGCUAUGUAAGACCGUCCAACACCCCCACACCCUGGGCCGCUCCGACCCUCGUAACCAGGGUAACAGCCCCGCCGCCCCCUCCCUGCAGGAGCUGCUGCAGCCGCUGGGAUCCCCCUCCAUCACGGGCCAGGUGGUGCGGUCCAUCUCUGAGUGUGGGACCCCUUCUAGUGCAGGGAAGGUGGUACAGUCCAGUAGCCUGCCCAAUGCUACUACUACCCAGGAGACUAGGACUGAUUCUCUGUUGACCUUCACAACUGGGGACCAGUCAUUGGGUACUGGGGACCAGUCAUUGGGUACUGGGGACCAGUCAUUGGGUACUGGGGACCAGUCAUUGGGUACUGGGGACCAGUCAUUGGGUACUGGGGACCAGUCAUUGGGUACUGGGGACCAGUCAUUGGGUACUGGGGACCAGCCAUUGGGUACUGGGGACCAGCCAUUGGGUACUGGGGACCAGCCAUUGGGUACUGGGGACCAGCCAUUGGGUACUGGGGACCAGCCAUUGGGUACUGGGGACCAGCCAUUGGGUACUGGGGACCAGCCAUUGGGUACUGGGGACCAGAAUCCUUCAACAGCAGCAGCUACUACUGCCUCCACUGGUUCCCAGGCCCAUGGGGAGUCUGUGUGUUCCCAGUCACCCUCUCUCUCCAACGGCCUGUGUGAUUAUGAAGAGGACCACUCAACCCCUCUCCCUCAGCCGCGGGCGGCCACCGUGGUACCUGACAUUUCCACUGUCACCGUGGCGGAGACCGUGCCGGUCAGGCGCCCUCAUCCGCCCCCUAUCCAACACCACCGUGUCUCCCCCGCCGCCCUUCCAACCUCCUCCGAUGAAGACGAGACUCCGAAAGCCAAGGAGCCGUCCACCACCUUGCCUAAGGAAAAAUACUGCCAGCUGCAGGUGACACCAUCCGUGCCUGAGUCAUCGUCGAUGACCCCGGAAACAAGCACACAAACAGCAGGACCACGAGAGCCGUCCACACCAGUGCCUGACAAGAAACUAGACUGUGACCAGAGGUUACCUGGGGCAUCAUUGGACAGUUCAGCAUCCCAACAACCCUCCAGUAUUGAGGUACUCAUCAUUAGCCAGCCCAGUGCCCCCCCUCAGGACCCUGCUCUCGAGGCGGCGGGGUCCUCGGCUCUCAGCACAGACCACAUCAACUUCUUCAGCGCCAGAGAGAAGUUCCAGGGCCUGACUCAGGAUGGGAGGACCCGUUGCCUUUCUGAUCAGGCACUGCAGCAGACACCUCAGUCCAUACCCAGGGAUCCAGGACAGGAGCAGCAGCAGCAGGAGGACCCCUCUGUUGUGGCGACUGGGGAGGGAGAGGAGGAGGUCGAGGAGAGGAAGAGGGAGAGCAUUGUCUCUGUUCACCUCAUAGUCACCGAACUGGAGUCCAUGACGCACACUGUGGCCCCUCCCCCUGGCCCUCCCAGCCAACCAGAGCCUACUGCUUCCCAGGACCACGAAGUGGGUCAGUCAAACCAGGAAGUAGAGGGCAAAGAUGCAGAGUCACAGCAGGAAGUGGACGUUGUCAAAGAGGAAGUGAAGGACGAAGCAGAAGAGAUGGAAGCAGUCUCCCACUCUCCUCCCGCCCCUCACUCUGCUGAUUGGGCGAUGGGCUCUGUGCGCCGCGUCACCCAACAGCUGGAGCAGCGAAUGAGGCAGGACUCCCCUUCCCCACCUCCACCUUCCCUCCCCCCCCACCCACCCCCAUCGUCGCUCCCCUCUCUUCUCUCACUCAAGAGAACACUCCCCUCCUGCCUCUCACUCCUUCCCAGAGACAAACUCCAACCCCCAGAAUGCACCACUUGGCCCGCAGGGGUCAGAGUUAGCACUGUGCAGGAAAAGGGUGGGGGCUGUAGUCCUAUGGAGGAAGAUGGAGGACAGGACGCUUGGAGAGAAGGUUUACAUGAAGACAGUGUCCAAAUGCACAAACACAACCUUAGUGAUGGCAGCCUUGCAUCUACCCUCCACCCUACCCCCGUGACCCCUCAACACUCUUCCCCCAUUACCCCUCUCCAUCCUACCCUAAACUCUGCCCUCGCCCCCCUCUCUUCAGUGGAUUUCCUGUGUCUGGAGGGGGUGACAGAGUUUGAGUCGGGCACAGACUGGGACAGUCUCCCGGGUCGAGGACCCCCCGGUGACGACGACAUGAGGGAGACAUGGGAAACUCUGCGGGAGCUGGGGGCGUUCCUUCGCCAGGUGAGCGGUGGCGGAGCCAAGGUACCCAGGUGUGUGGGCCAGGUGUGGGGGGAAGGUACACAGGCGAGGCAGAAGAGGGUCAGGGGUGGCGACAGGCAGAGAGCCAGGGAGGUGGAGUCACGGAUUCGCCAGGCUGGGCUGACACAGCCCUCCCUGAUGAAGCGCUCUGCCUCAUUGGCUAAGCUGGGCUGCUUAGACCUGUCGGCCAAUGACCUGAGCAAUUGGGAUAUUGGCCCCGCCUCUCCGGCGACACCCGCUGUGGAACUUCUCCUUCCUUCCACAGAAGCUGACGAGUCCUCCAGGAAACUGAGGGUGCUGUUCCACAAUGCCCUGUGUCCUUCUGUCUCGACCAGCAGGCAAGAGUCCCUCACCAACAGAGCGGAGAGGCCUUGUGACAGCGGGGACACACCCUCAGAACACUUGCAUUCUCCUACGUCCAAUCAAGGCCGGCAGAAGGAGAAACAUCCUGACUCUGGCCUUGCCCUCUCGCUGACGUCUGACCUGAUCUCCGUGGCAACACGACAGCAGUAUGGAAGGACACACCCCCUACGUAGGCUGAAGAAACGGACUGUCAGCACCCUCUACCACACUAUGUGACCCUCACUGUGUGUGUGUGUGUGUGUGAGAGAGAGCGUGAGAGAGACAGAGUGAUGAGAGCUGGUCAAACGCCAGCCACUUCCCUUAGCCCCUACCACCUUCCCUGGCAGAUGAUAGUCAGAUGUGUGGACAAUAUGCCGGCCGCCUCUAGGAUCAUUGGAAGGCUCGAUGGAUUAUAGCUAACACAAAGCUGAUCUCUUCAGGGCAUCGUGUAUGCAGUGACUCCUAGGAUGUGUAAUGUUUCUUGUUGCAUACUGUAUGUAGUGACUCCUAGGAUGUGUAAUGUUUCUUGUUGCAUACUGUAUGUAGUGUGUAUUUGAGUCCUUUUGUUUUCUAUUUGUUGGGAGUCUGAACUGUUUGUGUGAAGCAGAAUAUCUCCAUAAGUUUUAAAAUGUUUGUCACUUUUGUGUACAUAAUAGGAAGUGUGUGUGUGUGUGUGUGUGUGUGGGGGGGGGGACUGAAAAGUGCAGUUUCUCCCUUCCCUUUCUAUCAGAAAUAACAAUGAUAUGGGGAGGUUUCUCAAAUAUGCACUUUACUGUUUUUUUUAAUUUAUGUAUGGUUCCUACCCCUGAAUGUGAGUUCAAUAGUUGUGAGUAUUUUACAGUGCAGAAAUGUCAUUUCAUUUUAAAUCUGUAAAUAUUCUAAUUUUUGUAUGUGCUUCAACUGUGACCAAUAAAUAAUGACAACUUCGAUUUUUUUCCUCAA